AUGGAGGAACUAGGUAUUGUGACACCCGCUGAAAAGACAGUAGAAGAAAAACCAACAGUCAAAUCAUAUGGAUCGUUGCUGGCUCAACUUAAUGGCACAGCUAAUAAUAACAGUGUCAUAUCUAGUGUGAAUUCUGAUAUAUAUUUCAAGUUGAAGAAAUUAGAAAAAGAGUACGAAUUGCUGACUUUGCAAGAAGACUACAUCAAGGAUGAACAGCGUUAUUUGAAACGUGAACUGAAAAGAGCUCAGGAAGAAGUCAAGAGAAUUCAGUCUGUCCCAUUGGUUAUCGGGCAAUUCUUAGAACCUAUUGAUCAAAAUACAGGUAUUGUUUCCAGUACCACUGGGAUGAGCUAUGUUGUGAGAAUACUAUCGACUUUGGACCGUGAACUGUUGAAGCCAUCCAUGUCUGUGGCGUUACACCGUCAUUCAAAUGCUCUGGUUGACAUUCUCCCUCCUGAUUCAGACUCCAGUAUAUCCGUCAUGGGUGAAAACGAAAAGCCAGAUGUCACUUACGCAGAUGUUGGUGGAUUAGAUAUGCAAAAGCAAGAAAUUAGAGAAGCCGUAGAACUUCCAUUAGUUCAGGCAGAUUUAUACGAACAGAUCGGUAUUGAUCCUCCAAGGGGUGUUCUUUUAUAUGGCCCACCAGGGACCGGUAAGACGAUGCUUGUUAAAGCCGUCGCCAAUAGUACAAAAGCUGCAUUCAUUAGGGUCAACGGCUCUGAAUUCGUCCAUAAAUAUCUUGGUGAGGGUCCAAGAAUGGUUCGUGAUGUCUUUAGACUUGCCAGGGAAAACGCCCCAUCGAUUAUAUUCAUAGAUGAGGUAGACUCCAUUGCCACAAAACGGUUUGAUGCUCAAACCGGUUCUGAUCGUGAAGUACAGCGUAUUUUGAUUGAACUAUUGACUCAAAUGGACGGGUUUGACCAAUCCACCAACGUUAAAGUUAUCAUGGCCACGAACAGAGCAGACACAUUAGAUCCGGCUUUGCUGAGACCAGGUAGGUUGGAUAGAAAGAUCGAAUUUCCUUCGCUUCGCGAUAGACGUGAACGCCGUUUGAUCUUCGGUACUAUCGCCAGUAAGAUGUCUCUUGCCCCAGAGGCAGACCUAGAUUCGCUCAUCAUUCGUAAUGACUCUCUAUCAGGUGCUGUUAUUGCAGCCAUCAUGCAAGAAGCCGGUUUAAGAGCAGUGAGGAAAAACAGAUACGUCAUUCUACAAAGCGAUCUGGAGGAAGCUUACGCUACCCAAGUCAAGACUGAUAGCACCAUCGAUAAGUUCGACUUCUAUAAAUAA
This is a messenger RNA of Saccharomyces kudriavzevii IFO 1802, 1287 nucleotides long. It is a transcript of the gene RPT3, whose product is annotated as proteasome regulatory particle base subunit RPT3. The record is from RefSeq and is a predicted model, not a curated record. Bases 1 to 1287 code for a protein of 428 amino acids. Gene Ontology annotation, cellular component: proteasome regulatory particle, base subcomplex. Gene Ontology annotation, molecular function: proteasome-activating activity; ATP binding; ATP hydrolysis activity. Gene Ontology annotation, biological process: proteasome-mediated ubiquitin-dependent protein catabolic process. The transcript has a single exon. NCBI's taxonomy places the organism in Eukaryota, Fungi, Ascomycota, Saccharomycetes, Saccharomycetales, Saccharomycetaceae.